Canariomyces notabilis is the source of this 737-nucleotide messenger RNA. RefSeq names its product HSP20-like chaperone. Bases 188 to 655 code for a protein of 155 amino acids. Gene Ontology annotation, cellular component: nucleus; cytosol. The record is from RefSeq and is a predicted model, not a curated record. Lineage: Eukaryota; Fungi; Ascomycota; Sordariomycetes; Sordariales; Chaetomiaceae. Gene Ontology annotation, molecular function: protein-folding chaperone binding; Hsp90 protein binding. Gene Ontology annotation, biological process: chaperone-mediated protein complex assembly; protein folding. The transcript has 4 exons.
CCUCACAAACAUCAGACCCCACCUUCCGCAGCUUUCUCCUCUUGAGGAUUUCCAAUUGUCGACUUUUCCCAUUCUCAAUAGAUAUACGCGUCUAAAGUGCUCGAAAUAGAAGACAACGAUCAACCGAUACGCAACUAGAAUUUCUCGCUAACUUACCAUCUCCCAUCCGAAGUAACAAAACGGCGCAAUGGCUACUGAUAUGGUGACACCCGAAGUCCUCUGGGCGCAACGCUCGUCCAAGACCGACGCCGAGAAGAACUUCAUCUACCUCACCAUCAGCGUACCCGACGUGCCCGCGUCAAACCUCAAGCUGGACCUGAAGCCCACCGGCCUCACAUUCACGGGCCACUCGGACACGCUCAAAAAGACGUACCACCUCGAGCUCGAGUUCUACGCCGAGAUCGACCCGGAGGCCAGCAAGGUGAACCACUCGGCGCGCGACGUCGAGAUGAAGCUGCGCAAGAAGGAGCUCAACGAGGCCUACUGGCCCCGCCUGCUCAAGGAGGCCAAGAAGGUGCACUUCCUCAAGACCGACUUCGACAAGUGGGUCGACGAGGACGAACAGAACGAGGCGGCUGAUGAUGACUUUGCCAACUUUGGCGGUGGUAUGGGCAUGGGGGGACUGCCGGGUAUGGGUACGUACCGAACCGCUUGAGAGGACCAUCACAUUAGGUUCUGUGUGCGCUUGGAAGGGAGCGAUACUUGGUGAACGAGGGGACUUGCACUGGACAGUGACA